GGGCGGGAGGGGAGCAGAGGGAAAAAAAGGAAGGGCGGGAAACACCAGCGGCGGCGGCGGAGAUGAGCUCGUCGACGACGUCCGGCCGCGGCGGCGAAGACGACGAAGACGCGCCGGACCUCGUGUGUCAGCUGGACUGCGUCCAGGGCAUGGUCGACGCGCUCUCCUCCGUCCGCUGGAAGCGCCACCAGGACGCAGUGCUGGAGCUCUCGGAGCACGGCAUCGUGCUCAUCGUGGAGGAGAGCGGCUGCCUCCAGGCCAAGGUGUACCUCAAGCGCGAGCUGUUCGUGGAGUACGACUACGCGGCGGAGGGGCGCCCGCGGUUCGGGCUCAGCCUGGGGCUCCUCGUCGAUUGCCUCAACAUGUUCUCGUCCCCAGGGCACGCCUCCUCCGUAGAGAUCCGGUACCCUGGCCCCGACAUGCAACUUCUCCUCAAGUCAGUGGCCUCCCCAGAUGCAUGUAUAUUUUCGGAAAUCAGAACCAGAAUUCCAGAUACUCUCGCCUCGGAUUACCAUUUUCAGCAUGCAGGGAACACUCCUCUCUCUUUUACUGUUAAGUCUGCCAUCCUGAAAGAAUCGAUUGAUGACCUUGAGUGGCCCGGUUCCAGCAUUCAGAUUAAAUUGCAACCAGACCCCCCUUCAGUAAUAUUUAAAGGCGAAGGGCAUGGUGACUUGGAGAUUGAAUAUCCCUACUAUGCAAAUACCGAUCUUCUGAUUGCAUUCCAGUGUGACCGUGAAGUAUCGUACAGGUAUAAGUACAAGUUUCUUCGUGCAACUACCUCAAAUGUUCCAAGUAGUGUAUUGAAGGAGAAUCGUGGGAGUAAGGUGACGAUUGGGAGGGGAGGGAUGCUCAAAAUCCAGCACCUGGUUUCAGUUGGGAGGCCAGGCAUUACGCAUGGGUGAUCCAACCUUGGAAGCAAAUGGUCAUGUUACAUCAUCAGUAUAUAUCAUAUGCUCGCUGCAAAUAAAUCCAAAGUGCGUACUGUGAGCUAGUUCAACUGGUGUCUUUGUCUCGUCAACAGGCCCCCAAUUAAUCUACUCCAGCUUAGUACUACAAAUUACCAGGCCACUAUUGAGUGGCCCAUUGUUUAAAUCCUAGCCAUUCCCAGGGGAGAGAUUGUGUAUGCAUUGUCUCUUUCUGCUCCCUUGCUGUUAUUGCUUGUGUUUGUUCUUUA
Messenger RNA from Brachypodium distachyon (stiff brome), 1174 nucleotides. RefSeq lists its product as uncharacterized. The record is from RefSeq and is a predicted model, not a curated record. Gene Ontology annotation, biological process: DNA repair; DNA damage checkpoint signaling. Gene Ontology annotation, cellular component: nucleus; checkpoint clamp complex. Lineage: Eukaryota; Viridiplantae; Streptophyta; Magnoliopsida; Poales; Poaceae. Bases 63 to 902 code for a protein of 279 amino acids. The transcript has 8 exons.